This is a messenger RNA of Amoebophrya sp. A25, 1168 nucleotides long. The record is from the annotation of a GenBank genome assembly. NCBI's taxonomy places the organism in Eukaryota, Dinophyceae, Syndiniales, Amoebophryaceae.
AUGAAUGCAAAUGCGGCAUCUUGUGCGUCAGACAAAGGACAUAAAUCUGACGCAGUCACGUGGGAUGAGGAGGCGAUAGCCGAGCACGAUAAGGAACGAGGCACGAGGCAGAAAAUUGACGAACCAAAAACACCUUAUGUAGGUCCAUCAACCCCCGCUCCCGCCCCAGUAGCUGCGAUGGACUUAGCGGUAUGUCCAUUUCUGAAUGUUGUAAAAGUAGGGAGGAAACUUUGUCGCGUCGUGUAUCUUCUACUUAUUUCACUGCAAGAAAGUGAAGAAUCCAUCAGUGCUUACUUAUGUUGAAGUUGAAGUUGUUCGUGCUGAGUCUAAGGUUACUUUGACUUUCUUCAUCCAUCAGGCUGCAAGGUCUUUAUGUUUAUGGUCAUCAUAGUCUAUUCUUUUUGACGUAUCACGCAUUUUCAUUUAUUUUGUCUUCACAGGCAAAAUUGACGGCGCUUAGUGAGGAACAGACUGCCGCCGAAGAAAAGAAAGCUGACUUUGAGGAUAAGAGGAAGAAGCACUACAAUGAAGGUUUGAAAAUUAAGGAAGUGAUGGCCCAGGCCAAGAAGGAGAUGGCCCAAUUAGAAGAAAACGACGACGAAGAAGAAAUAAUGUCAGAGGGUGAACUGGCAGAAGAAAUGGAACGACAAAGGAUACUAAUGGAAAAUAUGAGAAAAAAUAGUGCGCGAAACGUUAUUCCAGCAACAGGGACGGACACGACAGCAUCAACGAAAAAUGAGAGUAGUGCUUCGACAACCACGGAACAGCCAUCAGCAACAUCGAAGGGAGGAGGCACGUGACAUUGAAAAGACUCAUCUCUCUGUUGACAUAUUUUUUCGGAUUGAAAAGACAACCUCAAUCUGUCAUUCAUAAUGAACCGACUACCACAUGAUCAAAGUUCUUCGCGCGUACCCUUGUGACGCUGGUCGCAGUGGAAAAAGACUUCCUUGCGAUUCUCGAUGCAAUACCAACUUGCCUAGGAGAUUUUAAGUUUUUAUGUUCGGCUAAUCUCUAUCUGUGGUUGAUUAUGAUCAGAGUUCUCCUCAAUAUCUGGUGCUCAUUGAUCAAUUCAAAAUCACAAUAUCAGAAGAUCCGAAUAUUAUGGUUGUGGUCUCGCAAAUAGAUCCUCAGCUCCUCAAGGUCAUCGACAUGGUGAUGCAAAAGAUCC